Quercus robur (English oak) is the source of this 2505-nucleotide messenger RNA. RefSeq lists its product as uncharacterized. Gene Ontology annotation, molecular function: protein binding. NCBI's taxonomy places the organism in Eukaryota, Viridiplantae, Streptophyta, Magnoliopsida, Fagales, Fagaceae. Bases 225 to 1760 code for a protein of 511 amino acids. The record is from RefSeq and is a predicted model, not a curated record. The transcript is spliced from 13 exons.
AAGCCUAACCCAAUCGAAGGGGUUAAUUUGAUGAUACCCCUAAUAAGAAGAGUUGAGAACGAGAGUCCCUUCAAUUAAUCCAUUUGUUUAGUUUUGGUUCCACCGCCUCAGCAGCACCCGCAGGUUUUGACCGUUUUUCUCUUCACACACCUCCACCGCUCUUUACCAUUCUUACCCUAAAACAACAACACAAUACAGUACAGACACCCAGUUUCUCUGAAGCCAUGCCACAAGAUCUUCCUGGGUUUUAUUAUGAUAAGGAGAAGAACCGUUACUUCCCUAUUAAAGGUCCAAUACCCGGCUCUUCUCGUUCUUCUUCUGUAGCUACUGCACAAGAACCAACUCCAAAGUCCACAAGGGCAUUGAAUUUAUGUAGAACUGGAUUAAGAGCUUCUAAGCUGCUUCAGGUUAGGGAGUUAUAUGGUAACGUUAUUCCGUUCAGUAAAGGAAAGUGUAACUUCAAGGAGGAAAUCCAAAGGAUACAAGUAUCACAACCUGUGGUUUGGAAGUAUGGUGGAACAGAUAAGAUUGUGAAUGGUGCUUUGGAACAGAUACGCAUUGAUGUACAGACACUCGAGGGUCAAACUGAAAUGGAUGUUUUAUUAGCAGGCGGUGUACAUGGCUCCUUGAGUUUUGUUGAAGUUGGAAAAGUACAACAAUUUGAUUACGGGGUAAAAUGCAUGCCAGAUCAAGUGUGGCCGAAAGUUAAAGAAGACCAAGCAGAGUGUGGUAGAACUCCUGGGCAUAUCUGGAGACCUGCAGGAUCUUUAUUACAAAUGCCAUCAAACAUAUCUUGUAUAAAAAUUUUUGAAAAGCACUCUCCCUCAAUGGAUGAUGGUUCAAAUGUCCAGGAUGCAAUUACAAGUACUUUGGGAUCAGAGACAUCUGGUGGAUCUCUCUAUAUUGUUAAGCUCAUUGAACCGUUAGAUCUCAAUUCAAGUAUUUCAAGCAUAAGUCAAAGAAUACAUGAGGUCGCUACUUUCAAUUGCACCAUCUGGACUGCUGAUUACAAUUUUAAUAGGAGUCGAGCAGUGAUUGGUACUAAUUUGGGAGCUGCUCUAGUGGAUUUGGAAACCGGAAUGGCAUCAUGGGUGUGUCGUAGUAAAAGUGAUGUUUUCGCACAACAAAUUGUUCAUUCGGGAAAUUCUAUUUUAUGCGGACUAAGGAAUGGGGCAAUUGUGACAGUGGAUGUUCGUGACAAACGGGAAAGCAGUUCUGCUAGAUUUAUUAGACAUAGAAUACCUUGCUCACCCUUGGAUAAAACUGUUGGAGACUCUAGUAGACAAUGGUUUAAACUUUCUGGAAACAUAUAUCUGUCAUGUACUGUUAAAAUGCCUUCAUCUAUUUCUUGUUUGGUAUCACUUCAAUUCGAUGACAACUAUUUCUUGGCAAGCUCCAUGGAUGGAUCGGUAAAACUAUAUGAUCAUCGGCUAAUACAGAGAGGCGCUGUACAAUCUUAUGAAGGGCAUGUUAAUUCCCAUACACGUAUACAGCUUGGAGUUGAUCCAUCUGAGAAAUUUGUUAUGUCAGGUGGAGAGGACUGCAACUUGCGGCUCUGGAGUAUCAAGUCUGGUGAAUUGCUUUUCGAGGAUAAAUUCUCUGAUUCAGUCCUCUCAACUGUGUGCUGGCAUAGAGCUGAAAGACCAAUGAGAGUGGGGGAUGAAAGGAAAAGCUAUAAAGAGUAUUUAUAUCAGCAGAGUUAUGGUUUAGGGACAUGGCUUGGAUCUCAUGAAGGACUGUUUUACAUGCACUGGCCUUGAACUUAUUGUGAAACGAUAAUAUCAGUAUUAAGUGCUGGUGGUGAAACUAUGUUUCUGAAAACUGCUUCCCCUCAAACAUGCAAAGCACUAUAUUGCCUUUGAUAUGGAUGACACAGCGAUGACAAUGCCAACAUAGGGCCUUUCUGUUCUAAGUCACAAGCCAAUGCCAUAUACUGGUGCUAAGAGACAGCUGUGAAGGUAACCAGCAGCAAAAGAGUAAUGAUCUUGCCCUUGUCAACUGAGUUAUUCUUGCAAGGGCCGCAUGAUGUUGUCAAAUUGAAAUGGUUGUAAAUGGCUGAAAUAUCUUUCCAAUAUCCUCUGUCAUGCUCUUCGACUUCCACAUUCAGUAUAAGGUAGUUCUUUGCUAGUGAGCCCGGAAACUAUUGUUAUUAGUGUUCAAAACUUCUAAUUCUAAACUCUAAGCAAUAUGGCAAAUCCUUUCAUUUCAUCCUUAAGAAAGAUGGAUGGGUAUUUCUGUUAUCUAUAGUGGAAAGGGGGACUGUGUUGCUUCCAGUGUAUUAUCUCAAAGUUUCUUGACCAAAUUCAGGGCGGUUAGCAAGCCUAGUUGUCUGAAAGCAGUCUGAUUGGGCUCUAGCAUGAUAUGUGAAUAGUUCUAUCAUAUGAUUUGCACCUUGAUACUGUUCUUUUUGGUUAAGACAUCUUGAUACUGCUUGGUGAACAAAAUGUGACACCUUUUCCCCUGCUGAAUAUGAGUUUGAAUACAAUCCAUUUUGUAUGGGUGACA